AUCCAUCAUAAGAAGCAUCAGAUACCAUAUUGCCGAUCGGCAACCCGCCCAACAAUCCGCCCGCCAGCCCUAGUCCUAAGCCGGCUCUAUUCCCAUGUUUCUUAGCUGGCUGUUGGCCCGGCAUGUACCCAUACCCACCAUGAGGCGGGUGCCCGGUAUACCCGUAACCCUGUGCAGGAGGAGGUGGAUACCCACCGUACCGGUGUGGUGGCGGCGGUGGUGGUGGGUACGCAUCUUGUGGCGGAUCAUGAUAUGGAUCAUCGAGAUAAUGAGUGACAGAAUUGGAAAAGCAAUAAAGGUGGUUGUGAAAGGAGCAAAUGAUGAAACGGCCAUUUUGACAGUAAUUCCAGAGGAAGCCAAUCCAGAUAUGUGAGAUACUACAGUUCUGUUGUUUCAGGUUUUCUGUUGUUGUGUAUCAUAUCUAUUGCUUAUAUUAUAUUUCCAUAUUUCUGAAUCUUUGAUUUUUCAGAUCUACAUAAAUGAUGAAUAAAACUCUCCAAAAAGAACCAUUGUAAAUUAUAAACCAAACAAAACCAG
Molecule: messenger RNA, 537 nt
Organism: Rubroshorea leprosula
Lineage: Eukaryota; Viridiplantae; Streptophyta; Magnoliopsida; Malvales; Dipterocarpaceae
Source: the annotation of a GenBank genome assembly